Messenger RNA from Myotis brandtii (Brandt's bat), 5281 nucleotides. It is a transcript of the gene MYO5C, whose product is annotated as myosin VC. The transcript has 33 exons. Gene Ontology annotation, cellular component: myosin complex; actin cytoskeleton; cytoplasm. Gene Ontology annotation, molecular function: microfilament motor activity; ATP binding; actin filament binding. Gene Ontology annotation, biological process: actin filament organization; vesicle transport along actin filament. The record is from RefSeq and is a predicted model, not a curated record. Lineage: Eukaryota; Metazoa; Chordata; Mammalia; Chiroptera; Vespertilionidae. Bases 1 to 4536 code for a protein of 1511 amino acids.
AUGAUCGCCCGGCCUGGGGGAGGAUUCCCAGAGAAGUACAACAGGGUUUGGAUUCCGGAUCCUGACGAUGUUUGGAAAUCUGCUGAAAUAGCAAAGGACUACAGAGUUGAUGACAAAGUCCUGCGACUCCUGCUGGAGGAUGGAACGGAGCUGGAUUAUUCCGUUGAUCCGGAGUCUCUGCCUCCGCUCCGGAACCCUGACAUCCUCGUGGGUGAGAAUGACCUCACGGCCCUCAGCUACCUCCACGAGCCCGCGGUGCUCCACAACCUCAGGAUCCGCUUUGCGGAAUCCAAACUCAUUUACACCUACAGCGGAAUCAUUUUGGUGGCCAUGAAUCCUUACAAGCAGUUGCCCAUCUACGGAGAUGCCAUCAUCCAUGCCUACAGCGGGCAGAACAUGGGCGACAUGGACCCGCACAUAUUUGCGGUGGCAGAAGAGGCGUACAAGCAGAUGGCCAGAAACAAUAAAAAUCAGUCAAUAAUUGUGAGCGGGGAGUCGGGUGCUGGGAAGACGGUGUCUGCUCGCUAUGCCAUGAGGUACUUUGCCACGGUCAGCAAGUCGAACAGUAACGCCCACGUGGAGGACAAGGUGCUGGCGUCUAACCCCAUCACGGAGGCUGUUGGAAAUGCCAAGACCACCCGCAAUGACAACAGCAGUCGGUUUGGGAAAUACACAGAAAUCAGUUUUGAUGAGAGAAAUCAAAUUAUCGGAGCCAACAUGAGAACUUACCUGCUGGAGAAAUCCAGAGUAGUCUUUCAAUCAGAAAAUGAACGAAAUUACCACAUUUUCUAUCAGCUUUGUGCAUCUGCACAGCAGUCGGAAUUUAAACAUCUUAAAUUGGGGAGUGCGGAAGAAUUCAAUUACACGAGGAUGGGCGGUAACACCGUCAUUGAGGGGGUGAGUGACAGUGCUGGCAUGGAGGAGACGCGGAAGACCUUCACACUGCUGGGUUUCCAGGAGGAUUUUCAGAUGGAUGUUUUUAAGAUCCUGGCAGCUAUCCUGCACCUGGGCAACGUGCAGAUCACAGCAGUGGGCAACGAGAAGUCCGCAGUCAGUGCGGAUGACAGUCACCUGCAGGUGUUCUGCGAGCUCCUGGGCCUGGAGUGUGGCAGCGUUGCUCAGUGGCUGUGCAAUCGCAAAAUCAUCACGACCUCGGAGACGGUGGUGAAGCCCAUGACCAGGCCCCAGGCCGCCAACGCCAGGGACGCGCUGGCCAAGAAGGUCUAUGCUCACCUGUUUGACUUCAUUGUGGAGAGAAUUAACCAAGCGUUGCAGUUUUCAGGCAAGCAGCACACUUUUAUUGGUGUUUUGGACAUUUAUGGCUUUGAAACCUUUGAUGUGAACAGCUUCGAACAGUUUUGCAUCAAUUACGCUAAUGAAAAACUGCAACAGCAGUUUAACCUGCAUGUCUUCAAACUUGAACAAGAAGAAUAUAUGAAGGAAGAUAUCCCUUGGACUCUGAUCGAUUUUUAUGACAAUCAAUCAGUUAUUGACCUGAUUGAAGCAAAAAUGGGCAUUUUGGAGUUGCUGGAUGAAGAAUGCUUGUUGCCACAUGGAACUGAUGAAAACUGGCUUCAAAAGCUGUAUAAUAAUUUUGUCAACAAGAACUCUUUGUUUGAAAAGCCCAGAAUGUCAAAUGCAUCCUUUAUCAUCCAGCACUUUGCUGAUAAGGUUGAGUAUAAAUGCGAAGGUUUCCUUGAAAAGAACAGAGACACCGUCUAUGACAUGCUGGUUGAAAUCCUGAGAGCAAGCAAGUUUCACCUCUGCGCCAAGUUUUUCCAAGAAAGUCCAGUUCCCCCUUCCCCUUUUGGUUCAGCGAUCACGAUGAAAGCUGCAAAGCAAGUCAUCAAGCCCAACAACAAGCAGUUCCGGACCACCGUGGGGAGCAAGUUCCGCAGCUCUCUGUCCUUGCUCAUGGAGACCCUCAAUGCGACCACGCCCCACUACGUUCGCUGCAUCAAGCCAAACGAUGAGAAAUUGCCCUUUGAGUUUGACUCCAAGAGAAUUGUCCAGCAGCUGCGAGCCUGUGGUGUCCUGGAAACUAUUCGCAUCAGUGCGCAGAGCUACCCAUCCCGGUGGACGUACAUCGAGUUCUACAGUCGCUAUGGUAUCCUCAUGACCAAGCAAGAGCUUUCGUUUGGCGAUAAGAAGGAGGUCUGCAAGGUGGUUUUACACAGGCUCAUCCAGGAUUCCAAUCAGUACCAGUUUGGUAAAACCAAAAUUUUCUUCAGAGCAGGCCAAGUGGCUUAUUUAGAGAAGCUCCGAUUGGAUAAACUGAGGCAGGGUUGUGUUGUGAUACAAAAGCACAUCCGUGGCUGGCUCCAGAGGAAAAAAUUCCUCCGCGAGAGACAAGCCGCCCUGACCAUCCAGCAGUACUUCCGGGGGCAGCACACCGUCAGGAAAGCUGUGACCGCGGCAGCCUUGAAAGAAGCCUGGGCAGCCAUCAUCAUCCAGAAGCACUGCCGUGGGUACCUUGUCCGCAGUCUGUACCAGCUGAUCCGCGUGGCCACCAUCACCAUCCAGGCCUACACCCGAGGAUGCCUGGCCCGGAGGAGGUAUCGCAAGAUGCUGGAGGAACACAAGGCUGUGAUCCUUCAGAAAUAUGCUCGGGCGUGGCUGGCCCGGCGCAGGUUCCAGAGCAUCCGACGGUUCGUGCUCAACAUUCAGCUCACGUACAGGGUCCAGCGCCUGCAGAAAAAGCUAGAAGAUCAGAACAGAGAGAACCACGGGCUGGUGGAGAAGCUGACCAGCCUGGCUGCCGCUCGGGCCGGUGAUGUGGAGAAGGUUCAGAAACUGGAAUCGGAACUGGACAGGGCAGCCGCCCACAGGCGCAAUUAUGAGGAGAGGGGGCAGAGAUACAAGGCCACCGUGGAAGAGAAAUUGGCAAAGCUUCAGAAGCAUAAUUCGGAGCUGGAAGUACAAAAAGAGCAGAUACAGCGCAAGCUUCAGGAGCAGACUGAAGAGCUGAAAGGGAAAAUGGAUGACCUCACCAAGCAGCUCUUCGAGGACGUGCAAAAAGAAGAACGACAGAGAAUACUUCUUGAAAAAAGUUUUGAACUGAAAACACAGGACUAUGAGAAGCAGAUGUGCUCUUUGAAAGAAGAAAUCAAAGCUCUCAAGGAUGAGAAAAUGCAGCUGCAGCGCCAGCUGGAGGAGGAACAGGCCACCUCGAGAGGCCUGCAGGGGGAGGUGGCCCGGCUGAGCCAGCAGGCCAAGGUAGAGGCUUCCACUUCCCCAGCUCUCUCUGAGUCAGGGCUGCCCCUCAGGGGACCCCGGCACACCCCAUGGCCACCCCCCAAAUCCUGGGUGCGCCUGGCUCUGCCGCAGAAAAUGCAACUGCAGCGCCAGCUGGAGGAGGAACAGGCCACCUCGAGAGGCCUGCAGGGGGAGGUGGCCCGGCUGAGCCAGCAGGCCAAGCGGUCAUCCUCACUGACUCUUUCCGCUCCAGACCUGAAGCCCCGCGGCGUGGUGGUGAACAUGAUCCCCGGGCUGCCGGCUCACAUCCUGUUCAUGUGUGUACGUUAUGCAGACUCUCUCAAUGACGCCAGCAUGCUCAAGUCCCUCAUGAACAGUAUCAUUAAUGGCAUCAAGCAAGUGGUUAAGGAGCAUUUAGAAGACUUUGAGAUGCUGUCCUUUUGGCUUUCCAAUACUUGUCAUUUCCUCAAUUGCCUGAAGCAGUACAGUGGAGAAGAGGAAUUCAUGAAGCAUAACAGUCCACAUCAGAACAAGAACUGCUUGAACAAUUUUGACCUGUCAGAAUACAGACAGAUUCUUAGUGAUGUGGCUAUACGAAUAUAUCAUCAGUUCAUUAUCGUCAUGGAAAAUAACAUUCAACCAAUAAUAGUGCCGGGCAUGCUGGAGUACGAGAGUCUGCAGGGCAUUUCCGGCCUGAAGCCCACGGGCUUCCGCAAGCGGUCGUCCAGCAUCGACGACACGGACGCCUACACGAUGACCUCCGUCCUGCAGCAGCUGAGCUACUUCUACAGCACCAUGUGCCAGAACGGCCUGGACCCCGAGCUCGUGAGGCAGGCAGUGAAGCAGCUCUUCUUCCUCAUCGGGGCCGUCACGCUCAACAGCCUCUUCCUGCGCAAGGACAUGUGCUCCUGCCGGAAAGGGAUGCAGAUCAGGUGCAACAUCAGCUACUUAGAAGAAUGGCUUAAAGAUAAGAAUUUGCAGAACAGCUUGGCCAAGGAAACUUUGGAACCUCUCUCUCAGGCAGCCUGGUUGCUUCAGGUCAAGAAGAUCACAGAUAGCGAUGCCAAGGAGAUCUUCGAACGCUGUACCUCACUGUCUGCUGUGCAGAUCAUAAAGAUCCUUAAUUUAUACACGCCUAUAGAUGACUUCGAGAAAAGAGUGACUCCAUCCUUCGUUCGCAAAGUACAGGCUCUCCUGAACAGCCGGGAGGACUCCUCGCAGCUGAUGUUGGAUGCCAGCUAUCUCUUCCAAGUCGUCUUUCCUUUUACGCCCUCUCCCCACGCUCUGGAAAUGAUCGAGAUCCCCAGCAGUUUCAAGCUAGGCUUUCUCAAUAGAUUGUAGCGGGGAAAGAGAGCAAACACACUUUUCCCUCAAAAGCUAAACGAAGGCCAAACAUGAGGGAUGUGGCGUAUUACUGGGACUGGAAAUGCUCUAGAAUGUGAUUUAAGGGAGAAAAUGAGAACUCCCAAAAGGUCCACAUCUCCUCUCGCUCACAGUGAUGCUGUUGCCACUGUCAUUUUACAAAAAUUAACACACUCCAGCUGUGGCCUUGUCUAGCUCUGCAAGCCCAGCUGGCUUUUACUAGAAUUCCUGGAAGCUCCCAUUUUCUCCCAGGUGUCUCUUGGUCUCAAUCAAUCUUGUGACAGGGCUCCACCCACAGGAGCAUAAGAUCGGGGACACGUUCCUGUGAAGCCUGGGUCCAUUUAUGAAGCCACAGUGGGGUCCAGGGCUGAGUCUUCCAAAAGUCCCCUCACCUCAUGCCUGUUUUUGGGGGAGGCGGGGAGUGGGAGGUGGGGUUCCACUGACUCUUUCUAAAAAUUCUCCUGCAUAAAAAAGUAUUUAUUAUUUCAGACCCUUCUAAUUUUUAAGAGAAUAUUCCAUCUGAAUGAAUUAUAUGAAGUAUUUUAUGUAUUUAUCUAAUUAAAACCAGCAUAUUAUUAAAGCUUAAUUGCCACACCAGUUUUCAUCUCCUCCUCCCAAAGAACAUUUCUUAAAUUUCAUCUGCCAACACAUUUGCCAUCAUUUUUUAUUGUUUAGUAUCUUUCAUGUAUAUUUUUGUGUGAAUAUAUUUUUAAAUAUAUUUUUU